Messenger RNA from Rotaria socialis, 996 nucleotides. Lineage: Eukaryota; Metazoa; Rotifera; Eurotatoria; Philodinida; Philodinidae. The record is from the annotation of a GenBank genome assembly.
AUGUCAAUCUCAUAUAAAAAAGCAGAUCAACCCAUUACGGUGAAGUGGAGUGCAUCUCAUUUGUUAAAUAAUCUCGCUAUAUUUCGUCCUUCUGAACCGCGUCAAUCAAAAAUGUUCGGUAUAUCACAUAAAAGUGGUUUUGCUAUGGCGACUGUUUCUCAAGAUGGCACUAAACAAAUUCAAGGGCAAGUGAUAUGUCGAGCUAUGAGUAACAAUAAUACUCCAGCACCAGAAAAUGACGCUCGAUAUAUUGCUCAUAUUGUUCAAGCUGCAUAUGUUAAUUUAGCCGUGCGGAAUCUACUUGUUCUAGCUUGUACGAAAAGUAUUCAGAUUUAUGAACCAGAUGGAACAACACUUCUUCAUAUUCAUAUGAUUGAUAAAACUCCUCCUAGCCGAACAGAAUCCUCUAUUUAUUCCCGAGGUAUUGCUGGCGUUGGUCCAAAUCUUCUUUGUGUUGGCAAUAUCCCUCAAAAAGGCUCAAAUAUAUUUUUGCGAGAAACUACUCCAGCUCAUCAACAUGGUAUAUCCGGUUUAGUAUCAAAUGGCACGCUGCUAAUUUCGAGUGAUACUACUGGCGCUAUCUUAAUCUGGAAUAAUCGUACCCUAUUACAAACAAAUGCUAUUGAACCCAUGGAUGAUAGUGGUAUAACAUCAUUAUCACUAUGGAAAAAUUGUAUUGCAGCAAGCUAUGCCAAUGGAAUGAUUCGAUUUUUUGAUGCAGAAAGUGGUCAAGUUGCUGGUACUAUUGCUGCCCAUUCGCGAUGCAUUAAUGCCAUUGAUUGUAAUGAAGAAGGAUUAGUAGCAUCUGUUAGUGAUGAUUGUUAUGUGCGAAUUUGGCAAUUAUCAGGCGAUGCAGAAAAUUUACAGAUUUCACACGAAUGCAAUCAUCACAUUGAAAAUAGUCAGCUGGUUGGAGUGAAAUUUUUACACAUGUCGCGUUCUGAUAUUGCUGUAUCGAUAUACGAUUCAACUGAAAUUAUCGUUCUUCGUGUUUGA